AACAAUGUGUACGUUUUUAAGGAGGGAGGGGGCGCGCGCAGGGAGAAAGAGAGACGGGGAGAGAUAGAGAAAGGAGGAGGGGGGUGCGUUCUGAAAUAAUAUAGUCAGCCAUUUUUUAUGUAAGGGGAUUUUUUCUUAUUGGGGGGGUUGUUAAAAAAUAAAUAUAAGAGGGCGGCCAUCUUUGUUGCUCUGCCUGGUGUAAAAUAUUCCAAAACGCCCCCCACUUUUUUCUGAGCCGAUUUGAAUAUUAAAUAAAUAUCACAUAUUCGGGCAAGAAUCUGCUUUUUUUUGCAUAGGAGGACGGAUCCAAUGACAGGAGGAUAAUGUCCUCUCCGCUCCGCUCCUGUGAGGAAGACGAGGGCAUGGUGGUUAAUUCCGAGGGAGGAGAUUUUGAUGAAGAAGACGACGACGGAGACCCAGACGAGAACGCAAGCGACAUCCAGUCUCCGGCGGCGCCUCGGGAAACUGCAACAGCCGCGCCAGACGACGAGCCCGAGAUAUCGGACCGCGAAGUCCCAUGUCGGAAGAAAGGCCGACCGAAGAAGAAGAAGGAGGCCAAGAAGAAGGACAAGGAAGGAAAACCCGCCAAAGCCAAGAAACGCAAAAAGAUCGACAGUGAUGUAGACAGAGACUCGGACCGAGACCGAGACUUUGGGGAGAACUCAGACAGCAUCGCCAGCGACUAUGGAUCUGGAGAGAAAAAGAAAAAGAAGAAACAUAAAGAAAGGAAAGAAAAGAAAACCAAGAAGAAGAAAAAAGACGACGGGGACCGAGACAGCAGUCAGGAGGAGACGACAAAGCAACCCAUAGAACAGAAGACGUCGGCCCAGCUGGCGAAGGAAUGGGGUCUGGAGGAUGUUGAUCAUACCUUCACCGAGGAGGACUACAGGGAACUCACCAACUACAAAGCCUUCAGCCAGUUCAUGAGGCCGAUGAUCGCCAAGAAGAAUCCGAAGAUCCCCAUGUCGAAGAUGAUGACCAUCCUGGGGGCCAAAUGGAGGGAGUUCAGCUCCAACAACCCCUUCAAGGGCAACGCCGCUGCUGUUGCCGCGGCGGCUGCAGCUGCCGCCAUCGCUGUCGCCGAGCAGGUCUCUGCAGCGACCGCUUCACCUGAACCGCCGCCGCAGCCGCCACCAAUCCGCAAGGCCAAGACGAAGGAGGGCAAAGGGCCGGGCUAUAAGAAGCGCAGCAAAAGCCCCCGUGUCCCAGAUAAGAAGAAGGCCUCCGCAGUCGCCAAGGCUAAAAAGAUGGCGCCCAUUCGCAUCAAACUGUCACCAAUAGGCGCCAAGAGGAAGAAGAGCUGCUCGAGCGAGGACAUGGAUGAGGACGAGUCUGAGCAGGAGGACUCCAGCGUUCACAGCUCCUCGGUUCGGUCCGACAGCUCCGGACGGGUCAAGAAGAACAAACGAGGACGACCGGCCAAGAAAAAGAAGAAAAUCCCAGGUGACGAAGAGGGCGACGGCUACGAGACGGACCAUCAGGACUACUGCGAGGUGUGUCAACAGGGCGGAGAGAUCAUCCUGUGCGACACCUGUCCUCGGGCCUAUCACCUGGUCUGCCUGGAGCCGGAGCUGGACAAAGCCCCAGAGGGGAAGUGGAGCUGCCCACACUGUGAAAAGGAGGGAAUCCAGUGGGAGGCGAAGGACGAGGACUUCGAUGACUUCGAGGAGGACAGUGAGGACAGGGUGAUCUCAGAUGUGAGCGCAGGGAUUCCCACCGGCGCCGAGGAGGAGGACGACGACCACAUGGAGUUCUGUCGGGUUUGUAAAGACGGCGGCGAGCUGCUGUGCUGCGACACCUGUACGUCGUCCUACCACAUCCACUGCCUGAACCCGCCGCUGCCCGAGAUCCCCAACGGAGAGUGGUUAUGCCCACGCUGCACGUGUCCGCCAAUCAAAGGUCGUGUCCAGAAGAUCCUCCACUGGCGAUGGGGUGACCCUCCGCCCCCCAUCCCUGUUCCUCCGGCUCCCGACGCCCCUCCCGACGCCCCCCUGCCGCCCCCCAUGAAGGGCCGAGCAGAGAGGGAGUUCUUUGUGAAGCUGACGGGGCAGUCGUACUGGCACUGCACAUGGAUCACCGAACUGCAGUUGGAGAUCUUCCACUCGGUGAUGUACAGAAACUACCAGAGGAAGACGGACAUGGACGAGCCUCCCAGUCUGGAUUAUGGCUCCGGGGCCGAAGAUGAGAACGGGGUGGGUAAGAGUGAGAAGAGGAGGGCCAAAGACCCCCAGUACGCCAUCCUGGAGGACAAGUACUACAAGUACGGCAUCAAGCCCGAGUGGAUGAUGAUCCACCGCAUCAUCAACCACAGUAUGGAUAAGAAGGGCACGUACCACUACCUGGUGAAGUGGAGAGACCUGACCUACGACCAGUGCACCUGGGAAAGAGACGACCUGGAAAUCCCAGAGUUCGCCAUCUACAAGGCCUCGUACUGGAGACACAGGGACGCCAUCAUGAAGGAGGAUCUGGACAAACCGAGGAGGAUCAGGAGUAAAAACCCGGAAGGUGAAGAAGACGAGUCUCCGGCUUCACCCGUUACUGAUCCUACGAUAAAGUACGAGGAGCAGCCGGACUUUGUGACGUCCACCGGGGGCACCCUUCACCUGUACCAGCUGGAGGGUCUGAACUGGCUCCGGUUCUCUUGGGCCCAGGGAACCGACACCAUCCUGGCCGACGAGAUGGGUCUGGGGAAGACCAUCCAGACCAUCGUCUUCCUCUACUCGCUGUUUAAAGAGGGCCACACCAAGGGCCCCUUUCUGGUCAGUGCCCCCCUGUCCACCAUCAUCAACUGGGAGAGGGAGUUCGAGAUGUGGGCGCCCGACUUCUAUGUGGUCACAUAUACGGGAGACAAGGACAGCAGAGCCAUCAUCAGAGAGAACGAGUUCUCCUUCGACGACACGGCGGUCAAAGGAGGAAAGAAGGCCUUCAAACUGAGGAGAGAAGCUCCCAUUAAAUUCCACGUCCUGCUGACGUCCUAUGAGUUGGUGACCAUCGACCAGACAGCGCUGAAGUCCAUCGACUGGGCGUGUCUGGUGGUGGACGAGGCCCAUCGGCUGAAGAACAACCAGUCCAAGUUCUUCAGGCGUCUCAAUGACUAUAAGAUCGACCACAAGCUGCUGCUGACGGGGACGCCGCUGCAGAACAACCUGGAGGAGCUGUUCCACCUGCUCAACUUCCUCACACCCAACAGAUUCAAUAACCUGGACGGUUUCCUGGAGGAGUUCGCCGACAUCUCCAAAGAGGAUCAGAUUAAGAAGCUCCAUGACCUGCUGGGGCCUCACAUGCUCCGGAGGCUGAAGGCCGACGUCUUCAAGAACAUGCCGGCCAAAACCGAGCUCAUCGUCAGGGUGGAGCUGAGCCCCAUGCAGAAGAAAUAUUACAAACUGAUUCUGACCAAGAACUUCGAGGCUCUGAAUUCCAAAGGUGGAGGAAACCAGGUGUCGCUGCUCAACAUCAUGAUGGACCUGAAGAAAUGCUGCAACCACCCCUACCUCUUCCCUGUUGCCUCCAUGGAAGCCCAGAAGACUCCGAGCGGUGCUUAUGAAGGCUCGGCUCUCACUAAGGCUUCUGGGAAACUGACGCUGUUGCAGAAGAUGCUGAGGAAGCUGAAGGAGCAGGGCCACCGGGUGCUGGUUUUCUCUCAGAUGACUAAGAUGUUGGACCUGCUGGAGGACUUCCUGGACUAUGAAGGGUACAAGUACGAGCGCAUCGACGGCGGCAUCACGGGGGCGCUGAGGCAGGAGGCCAUCGACCGCUUCAACGCUCCUGGUGCUUGCCAGUUCUGCUUCCUACUUUCCACCAGAGCAGGAGGAUUAGGAAUCAACCUGGCAACCGCUGACACCGUCGUCAUCUUCGACUCCGACUGGAACCCCCACAACGACAUCCAGGCGUUCAGUCGAGCCCAUCGUAUCGGACAGGCCAAUAAGGUGAUGAUCUACCGCUUCGUGACUCGAGCCAGCGUGGAGGAGCGCAUCACUCAGGUCGCCAAGAGGAAGAUGAUGCUGACCCACCUGGUGGUCCGACCCGGUCUGGGCUCCAAGGCCGGGUCCAUGACCAAGCAGGAGCUGGACGACAUCCUCAAGUUCGGCACCGAGGAGCUGUUCAAGGACGAGGGAGAAGGUAUGAAGAAUUCUUCAGGGGACAAAGUUGAGGACGAGGGAAACGUGAUCCACUACGACAGCACUGCCAUCGAGAGGCUACUGGACCGAAGCCAAGACGCCACAGACGACUCAGACGUCCAGAACAUGAACGAGUACCUGAGCUCCUUCAAAGUGGCCCAGUACAUGGUCCGAGAGGAGGACAAGAUCGAGGAGAUCGAGCGGGAGAUCAUCAAACAGGAGGAGAACGUGGACCCGGAUUACUGGGAGAAGCUGCUCCGGCAUCACUACGAACAACAGCAAGAGGAUCUGGCCAGUAAACUGGGAAAAGGCAAACGCAACCGCAAACCAGUCAACUACAACGACGCAGCACAGGAGGACCAAGGUAUGGACCGGGUCAGACCAGGGGGAUCCAGAUCAGGACCAAGGUAUAGACCGGGUUAGACCAGGGGGUCCUAG
Sphaeramia orbicularis (orbiculate cardinalfish) is the source of this 4556-nucleotide messenger RNA. Its product is annotated as chromodomain-helicase-DNA-binding protein 3-like. Gene Ontology annotation, molecular function: ATP binding; DNA binding; ATP hydrolysis activity. Bases 324 to 4541 code for a protein of 1405 amino acids. Gene Ontology annotation, biological process: chromatin remodeling. NCBI's taxonomy places the organism in Eukaryota, Metazoa, Chordata, Actinopteri, Kurtiformes, Apogonidae. Gene Ontology annotation, cellular component: chromatin; NuRD complex; nucleus. The record is from RefSeq and is a predicted model, not a curated record. The transcript is spliced from 26 exons.